AAUCCAACCCAAUUCCACUAAGCUUCCUGCACGGCUGGACGGACCACCGUCUCCAACCCACCCCCGACUCAACUGUUCAGUACUUCCCCAUACCCUAACCCUAACCCUAACAAUCUCCGAGCCGUAAAUAGCCAUGGACUCCACUCCGAUCCAACCUCCCCUCACACCUUGUUCCUCCAAACUCCCCGUCAAACGCAAAACCCCUCACCUCCCUUUUCUCACUCCUAAACUCGAACACCCAUCUCUCACCACCACCGUUGUCCAUGAUGAUCCCUCCGCCAGGCCCCAGCCUUCCAAGUUUCACCGAGUCUGGACGGAGCCAGACGAGAUCACCUUCCUCCAGGGCCUCCUCCAAUCUCACGGCCUCUCUUUCCCCAGAGAUCUCCCCGUCUUCUAUUCCCACUUCUCCACCUCCACGUCCCAGCACUAUACCAAGUCCCAGCUCUCCGAUAAGCUUCAGCGGCUCCGAAAGAAGUUCCGUAUCAUCUCUUCACGGCUUGCUCGUGGGCUUCAUCCCUCUGCUCUCUCCAGCCAUGAUCGUAUCCUUUUUGAUCUUUCAAAGAAGCUGUGGAGCCCGGAGUUUUCAGCUUCCUCUCCUUUUGGUAAGAGUUCGAGCUCUGUCGAUGCUGCUAUUAGUAUUAAUUCAAGAAAGAAGAUUGAUAGCUACGUUAAUGGGAAAUUAGUUGGGGUUAAGGUUUGUUUUUCUCCUGAUUUGCCUUUCGGUUCGAAUCAAGAUCAUGAUAACAAUGUCAGUGAUGGUGAUGAUAUUAAUGAUAAUUAUAAGAAGAAUUGCGUUGGUCAGGACGUUAGUAAUGUUGGUGAAGUUAAGAUGAAUCAGGUUCAUGUGGAUUUUGACUUCAGGGGGGAAGGGGAGGAGGAGGUGAGUAGGGAGAGAAAUGGUGCUGAUGUUGGUGGGGUUAUAGCAACCAGUGUACUGAAUGUGCUUAAUGACUGCUUGAAAGAUGUUAGGAUUGUCCUUUUGAGGCAGGGGAUUCUCUCUUCAUGUCUGAAAGAUGGGAAAGAGAUGGAUUUUGACAGGAGGUGGGGGGAGCAAAGAGUUGCAGAGUUUGACGUGUUGGCACAGCGGCUAAGGAUGGUUAUCCAGAACUCUCUUAGCAAGCAAUAAGAACGCUAAUGCAUGCUACAUGCAUCUUCAAGGAAAGAAAGGAUGCCCAAAUUUGUAAGGAGCAUACCCCUUGAUGAAGGUGCAUAUCCCCCUCAUCAAGAUUCAAGAAGAGAUGGAUCAGAACCCUCGCACUGAAGGAAAGGAGCAUUAUCUAAUCUGAAUUAAUUCCAUUGUUUGUUGGACAAUUAGAAAAUUAAUACACAAUUGAGCACUUGGUUUGAUAUCGCAUCCUAGACUUCUUUCACGCAGCCUCUUAUAAAAAGGUUGUAAUUUA
Molecule: messenger RNA, 1400 nt
Organism: Rubroshorea leprosula
Lineage: Eukaryota; Viridiplantae; Streptophyta; Magnoliopsida; Malvales; Dipterocarpaceae
Source: the annotation of a GenBank genome assembly